Molecule: messenger RNA, 2589 nt
Organism: Carassius carassius (crucian carp)
Lineage: Eukaryota; Metazoa; Chordata; Actinopteri; Cypriniformes; Cyprinidae
Product: phagosome assembly factor 1
Exons: 16
Coding region: 973-2250 (425 amino acids)
Biological process (GO): Golgi to plasma membrane protein transport
Cellular component (GO): synaptic vesicle membrane; trans-Golgi network; dendrite
Source: RefSeq, a predicted model, not a curated record
GAAGCUGAAUUAUCAGCUGGUGUUUUGGAUGGAAGUUGCUUUUGGCACGAAGGCGUUCUUUCUUUAUCAUAUUAAGCAAAUCUUAAACGGCAAAGACACCGGAAAAUAAAGCUGCAUGUAACAGUGCGCCAUAUCCAGCAAGCGAAACGGCGGAACCCAGAGAAAUCCGCGUUAUUAUAAACAGAUGAUGGUCUUAAGUGCUUAUCUGUUUUCUUACUGUUAAAUCAUCGGAAAGAAAGAAAACAACGUCAGGCGAGGCUCGAGCUAACGUUAGUCACUGAUAGUCUGAUGUGUGUAGCUUAUGUUGAUUCAUCUCGACCUGCGAUCUUUGCUACAAAUAGCUGAAAUGCGUGUAAUGUAACUCGUUGAGCGCAAAUUGUUCUUCGUUCGGUGUAAUAAUUACUAGCGUAUGUGUUUUAUGUGAUUCAGGAGUAAGUCAAAGGUCAGAUCAAAGCUUUUUUCUUGUUUACAGCAGACAUCAGUUUCUUAAAAUAAUGCAUGCGCCUACAUAUUGGUUAUAAGAUAAAUAACGUCUUGAAUUAAUUUGUGCUUAUGGAAGUUGAUAAAAGAGCAGCAACCUGUAACCAGUUAUUAAUUCUUGACAUCAGCUCGUCGUGACUGAAAUACAGUUUGUUUAAUUUAUUAUAUAACUUUGUCAUAUUGACCUUUUUAUCGGUGUCUUUAUAAGUGUGUAUCUGUUAUUCAGUUGAUAGUGUUAUUUAUAAGCAUGGUGACAUCGGAAUACAUUGAUAGCUGCAUUGCAUCACUUGUGUUUUGACAUCUGACGUCAGGGGUGUCGUGUGUCACUCAAACUGUGUUUAAAGUGUGUGGGGGCUUUUUAAACAUACUACUUCGUCAUAUUUUGACUUAUCUGCUGAUUUAACGGCGGAUUAUUCGAGAUAUUUCGAGAGGGAAGACUCAGAUCUGGCACAGUCAGAGGUCCUCGUUGAUAUCCCCAAUUUCUCCCCGCCAAUGCUGGAUCUGGAGGUCGUUCCUGAGCGAUCUUUGGGAAAUGAACAAUGGGAAUUCGCAUUAGGGAUGCCAUUGGCCCAGGCCAUUUCCAUAUUACAGAAACACUGCCGAAUCAUCAAAAAUGUCCAGGUGCUCUACAGCGAACAAAUGCCACUCAGCCACGACCUCAUUCUCAACUUGACUCAGGAUGGAAUUAAACUGCUGUUUGACGCCUGCAAUCAGAGACUGAAGGUGAUCGAAGUGUACGAUUUGAGCAAAGUAAAACUGAAAUACUGUGGAGUGCAUUUUAACUCUCAGUCAAUAGCACCUACUAUUGAGCAGAUUGACCAGUCUUUUGGCGCUACUCAUCCAGGAGUCUACAAUGCUGCCGAGCAGCUCUUCCACCUGAACUUCCGAGGGCUUUCAUUUUCCUUCCAGCUGGACUCCUGGAGUGAAGCUCCUAAAUAUGAGCCUAACUUUGCCCAUGGCUUGGCCUCCCUGCAGAUUCCCCAUGGGGCCACUGUGAAGCGGAUGUACAUUUACUCUGGAAACAACCUUCAAGAAACCAAGGCUCCGGUGAUGCCUCUGGCCUGUUACCUUGGUAAUGUGUAUGCAGAGAGUGUGGAGGUGUUGAGAGACGGGGCGGGACCGCUGGGUCUCAAACUUCGUCUACUCACCGCAGGAUGUGGCCCAGGAGUGUUGGCUGAUUCUAAAGUGCGGGCUGUUGAGAGAAACAUCUACUUUGGAGAUUCUUGUCAGGAUGUUUUGAGUGCUCUUGGCUCCCCACAUAAGGUCUUCUACAAGUCAGAGGAUAAGAUGAAGAUCCAUUCACCCUCCCCUCACAAGCAAGUCCCGUCCAAAUGUAAUGACUACUUCUUUAACUAUUAUAUACUGGGAGUGGAUAUACUGUUUGACUCUACAACCCACCUGGUCAAAAAAUUUGUCCUUCACACCAAUUACCCUGGUCACUACAACUUCAACAUCUAUCAUCGGUGCGAUUUCAAGAUUCCUCUUAUUAUUAAAAAAGAGAGGGCAGAUGCUCAGAGUGAGGACUGCAUUCUGACCACUUACAGCAAAUGGGAUCAGAUUCAGGAGAUGCUAGGACAUGCCAUGGAAAAACCAGUUGUGCUACACAGGUCUUCGUCUGCAAACAACACCAACCCUUUCGGUUCCACAUUUUGCUUUGGACUACAGCGGAUGAUAUUUGAGGUCAUGCAGAAUAACCACAUAGCUUCCGUGACUCUCUACGGAGCACCUUGUCCAAGUAGCCUGGCCCGUGCCGAGCCUAGUGCCCACUGAGGAAGUCGCCGUGCCCACAGUGCCCGUCCAGCCCUGCAGAGCCUCUGAACUGACCAGCAGAGUGUGCCUUCACUCACUGCUGCCAUCACACAAGCUAAAGCAAGACAUGCUGGGAGUUUCUUUUCAUCCUAAUAGAGGCCCCAAUUCGGUCUCCUCAUCCAAUAAUAGCAUGGAGGCUGCCCUCAGCCAGCUAAUUAUCCCAGAUAACCAUGCAGACCUGGCUCCGCCCCCAAAGCUUUAACCCAGAUCUGCAUCAGCGUCAGCAUCGUUAUAGUACUUGUGGAUGCACAGUGAUAAAUUUCCACUCAGGCAUAUUUAUGCAUUCUAUUUUAACAAAAA